AUGGUAACGUUUAAAACCUUAGACGACAAGUUAGUCAAGGUGGAAGUAGAGUUAGUGGAGAUAUUCUGCGUAGUGAAGGAUUUCUUCAAUGGCGACUUUGGUGACCUUGAACUGGAGAACACCGUUUUCCCUCUCCCGAACGUGUCCAGCUACAUUCUCAACCAUAUCGUCUACGUCUGCAAGCUGAGUCUCGCGGUCAUCUCGAAAUACGAAGCGGUGGAGAAAGAGAGGCAGGAGUUCGAGACGAAUUUUUUUGGCCAGCUGAGCGACAAGACGAUCGUUGAUCUGGUUAAGGCAGCGGACUACUUGGAGAUCGAGGAAGUGCUGGAUUUCGUGAUGCCGAGCGUUAGGAAGAGGUUUAGACUUGGAGACGACAAGGGCGUUGAAUUUGUCUAUACGGCUGAGGCAGAGGCAAUACUUCUCAGGAGGGCCGCGUCGGCAAGAAAACGUUAA
Quercus lobata is the source of this 453-nucleotide messenger RNA. RefSeq lists its product as uncharacterized. The transcript has a single exon. Lineage: Eukaryota; Viridiplantae; Streptophyta; Magnoliopsida; Fagales; Fagaceae. Gene Ontology annotation, biological process: ubiquitin-dependent protein catabolic process. The coding region runs from base 1 to 453 and encodes 150 amino acids. The record is from RefSeq and is a predicted model, not a curated record.